CCCAGACUCCACUGCCAGAGGCCCUGGAUUCAAAGGACACGAUGAAACAGUUUCUUUCAGAUCGCGUCGUGAAAGCAGCCAGGUCCGUGUACAGCGUCCUGAUGGAGAGGAACGCAGGUCUGAUCCGAGAUAGAAAGUAUCACCUCAAAACCUACAGACAAUGUUGUUCUGGUAAAGAACUCGUCGACUGGCUGAUGAAACAAAACGAAUGCCUCCAGUGGAGAAGUCAGGCCGUUGGGAUGUGGCAGGUCCUGGUGGAUGAAGGAAUUCUUGUUCAUGUGAAACACGAGUUGAACUUUCAUGACAAGGACACUCAGUUCUACCGAUUCCAAGACUCCGAGUUUGGCCUGAACCACAACACAAAUGAGAGGGAAUCGGAGGACGAGCUGCAGGAAGGUCUGUCGCUGCUGUCUCAGCUCGGUCCUGACGCUCUGCUCACGAUGAUCCUACGCAAAUGCCCCAGUCACAGGAGUGCUGAGGAUCUGGAGGUGAUCUACGAGGAGCUGCUCCACGUUAAGGCUGCCGCUCAUCUCUCCGCCUCGGUGCGUAAGGAGCUGGCAGCCGUGCUGGUUUUUGAAUCCCAUGCCAAGGCUGGAACAGUUUUGUUCAGUCAGGGGGACAAAGGCACCUCGUGGUACAUCAUCUGGAAAGGCUCCGUGAACGUGAUCACACACGGGAAGGGACUGGUAACGACACUGCAUGAGGGGGAGGACUUUGGGCAGCUGGCUUUGCUGAAUGACGCACCUCGCGCUGCCACCAUCAUCCUGAGAGAAGACAACUGCCAUUUCCUCCGUGUCGAUAAACAGGACUUCAUACACAUCCUCAAGGAUGUGGAGGCCAACACAGUGCGACUGGAGGAGCAUGGGAAAUCUGUGCUGGUGUUGGAGAAGAGUGCCGCCUCCGCCGGGCAAGGAGGAACAGGAAACAACAGCAAAUACACAGUCAUGUCAGGGACGCCUGAGAAAAUCCUGGAGCAUCUACUGGAAACAGUCAAGUUGGAUUCUAAUGGAAAUGACGCCAUAGAUCCCUGUGUGAGUGACUUCCUGCUCACCCAUAAAGUUUUCAUGCCCUCCAGCCAGUUGUGUCCUGCGCUGCAGCACCACUACCGGGCUGAGCUGUCGGAGGGUUCAGACCAGGAGAAAGCUGCGUACGUUCUCAACACCAAGCAGAAGGUAGUGAAGCUGCUCGGCCAGUGGGUGGUGCUGUACGGCCUCCUGCUGAAAGAAGACCCAAUCGCUUUGGACUUUUUGGAGAGGUUGAAGAAGGAGGUGGCAGGAGAUUACCGUCUGUCCAGCCUCCUGAAAGAACAAUUUCGGGACAGGAGGAGAACAAAAGUGUCGGAGAAUGGAUAUCAGUCACUGAGCAGGAACCAGCCCUUUGAUUGGUUUUCCAACUGCGAAGAGCCUGUGGGGAGGUUACAGCCAAUCAGAGCACAGGACAAAGUGUUGUAUGAGAUCUACAGCCCUGACAACAAAGCUCUCACUCUGAUGCUCCCGGUCAACACAUCAGUGCAGGAUGUGAUGUCAGCAAUGGUCAAACCAGGCGAGGAUCACAUCCUGGUCAAAAUGAACUCCACAGGAGAAAGAGCUCAGUUAAAGCUGGAGGCCACUGCAGUCUACACCGCCCUGGGACUCAAUGAAAGACUGUUCAUCUGCGCAAGCAGCCAAGUGGAACAACUGAUGCCCCUGAGGGAGCAGCAGGGUCCAGAGCGAGGAACCAGCGACGUCCUCGAACAGAUGGGCUCCAAAGACAUCGCCAAUGAGCUCACAAAUUAUGACUGGGAGCUGUUCACAGCCAUGCAUGAGGUGGAGCUUGUUUACUACGUAUUCGGCCGCCAUAAGUUCCCCGGCGCCACCACAGCUAACCUGGAGAGGUUCGUGCGCCGCUUCAACGAGGUGCAGUACUGGGUGGUGACUGAGCUCUGCCUCUGUGAGGACCUGGUCAGACGAGCCGUUCUGCUGAAGAAGUUCAUCAAGAUUGCUGCAGUCUUGAAGGAGCAGAAGAAUCUCAAUUCAUUCUUUGCUGUGAUGUUCGGUUUGAGCAACAGUGCCGUGCAGAGGCUUUACAAGACCUGGGAGAGAGUAUCCAGUAAAAUGAAAAGAAUUUACUGUGCUUAUGAGAGGUUGAUGGAUCCUUCACGUAACCACAGGGCCUACAGACUGACUGUGGCCAAACUCGGUCCUCCUUACAUCCCCUUCAUGCCUCUGCUGCUCAAAGACAUGACUUUCAUCCAUGAGGGAAACUUAAACUAUGUUGACAAAUUGGUCAAUUUUGAGAAAAUGCGAAUGAUCGCCAAGACGGUGAAAGUAGUGUGCGGAUGCAGAAGCCAGCCUUAUGUGCCUUCGUCUCCACAGAGGGGCCUCGCAGAUCGGAUGUUUCUGGAAGGGCCUGCUACUCGCAUAUCCACGUACUCGGACCAUGCCCUCCCCCUGCGGAGUCCCAGCAACAUCCGACAGCACAUUCAGAACCUGAAGGUGAUCGACAACCAGCGCACGCUAACGCAGCUAUCGCGAACGUUAGAAUGCUAGGUCACGAGCCUGCAAACCUACACAGACUGCAGAACUGUGGCACACAUCUGAACCGGAGAACAGAUUCUCUCCAUGAACAAAUGUUUCCACGCUUCUCUUUCAACGAGCCGCACCCCCGGAGGUUCAUGGAGGAGCUUUGUGCACAGAGAGCGAACACGUGCAGAGCGCACAGUAAUGACCUCUAAUCCUGAACCGCCCAUCGGACUUUCUCACCUCAUGUAAAUAUUUCUGGUGUAUGUGCCACUGUGGAAAUCAACCCCCCCCCCACCCACACACACACAUACAACAAAUAUGUUCGUCUUUGUUGUGAAAAUACAUCCAUGUGAAGUUUGGAUCGUGCCGCACAACAGACUCACAUGCUGCAGAUCUUCUUCACCACUAAUCACUUCAGGUCAGCUCUUUCGUGCACUAGUAUUUUCACACUCAUGUAAAAUGUUGUAUCAGGU
Messenger RNA from Paralichthys olivaceus (Japanese flounder), 2974 nucleotides. NCBI's taxonomy places the organism in Eukaryota, Metazoa, Chordata, Actinopteri, Pleuronectiformes, Paralichthyidae. The record is from RefSeq and is a predicted model, not a curated record.